This is a messenger RNA of Triticum turgidum subsp. durum (durum wheat), 411 nucleotides long. The record is from the annotation of a GenBank genome assembly. NCBI's taxonomy places the organism in Eukaryota, Viridiplantae, Streptophyta, Magnoliopsida, Poales, Poaceae.
AUGGCCCCCAAGGCGGAGAAGAAGCCGGCGGCGAAGAAGCCCGCGGAGGAGGAGCCCGCGACGGAGAAGGCGGCCGAGAAGGCCCCGGCGGCGAAGAAGCCCAAGGCGGAGAAGCGGCUGCCGGCGAAGAAGAGCGUGGAGACCUACAAGAUCUACAUCUUCAAGGUGCUGAAGCAGGUGCACCCCGACAUUGGCAUCUCCUCCAAGGCCAUGUCCAUCAUGAACUCCUUCAUCAACGACAUCUUCGAGAAGCUCGCCGCCGAGGCCGCCAAGCUCGCCCGCUACAACAAGAAGCCCACCAUCACCUCCCGGGAGAUCCAGACCUCCGUCCGCCUCGUCCUCCCCGGGGAGCUCGCCAAGCACGCCGUCUCUGAGGGCACCAAGGCCGUCACCAAGUUCACCUCCUCCUAG